AUGGCAGCAUGGAUGAUCCCACCUGCUGCCGCUGGUGAUGUUUUUCUAGUUAAAUCCAAACAAGAAGGUGAAGCUAAAUGCAAGGAGUUCGGAAACGAGUAUGGCUACUACGCCCUCUAUCGUGAUGGACCCAAAGGCAAUGAUAUUCACUACUCGUGUGGUUACCGGCAUGAAACGAAAACCAAGCUAAAUAGGUCCAAUAAAUGUGACCCAAAGCACAUUGAUUCGUACGCGUAUCUCCAAGGCACCGAUUUCCACUAUAGCUGCGAGGAUGGCAAGUUGAUGCUAAUGGACUGCAGACUGGACGAUAGCGAUAACGCUGCCGGCGAAGUUCGAAGUCCCCUUUACAAUAUCCAAUGCAAACCAGCUCCAGGUUACCAAUAA
Messenger RNA from Lichtheimia ornata, 384 nucleotides. RefSeq lists its product as uncharacterized. The record is from RefSeq and is a predicted model, not a curated record. The transcript has a single exon. Bases 1 to 384 code for a protein of 127 amino acids. NCBI's taxonomy places the organism in Eukaryota, Fungi, Mucoromycota, Mucoromycetes, Mucorales, Lichtheimiaceae.